This is a messenger RNA of Symbiodinium natans, 204 nucleotides long. The record is from the annotation of a GenBank genome assembly. Lineage: Eukaryota; Dinophyceae; Suessiales; Symbiodiniaceae.
AUGGCUCGCAAGCAGGUGGUGAUAAAUCCCAAGGCGAAGAAAGCCGACGUGGACACCCUGAUGAAAAGGUUUAGCCCACGAUUCUUGCAAGAAUCCACCGUGGACACUGGGCUUGACGACGAAGCCUUCAACGAUUCGGCGGUGCCGCUGCCGCUGGAUGAAGAGUCGGACCUGGAUCUUUAUGGUGAGCCCAUGGACUCAUAG